Messenger RNA from Gavialis gangeticus (Gharial), 606 nucleotides. RefSeq names its product mitochondrial ribosomal protein L34 (gene MRPL34). Gene Ontology annotation, molecular function: structural constituent of ribosome. The transcript is spliced from 2 exons. Gene Ontology annotation, biological process: translation. Gene Ontology annotation, cellular component: mitochondrial large ribosomal subunit; ribosome. The record is from RefSeq and is a predicted model, not a curated record. Lineage: Eukaryota; Metazoa; Chordata; Crocodylia; Gavialidae. The coding region runs from base 56 to 382 and encodes 108 amino acids.
AGGGGGCGGGAGCCAAUGAGCGCCGGCGUUGCUGGGGGGACACUGUAGUCCAGCCAUGGCGGCUGCGUGGGUCCGCGGCCUGCGUCUCUGGCCGGGGCCCGCCGGCGGCAGGUUCCCGCUGCUGCCUCCCGUCGGGGCCUGGGCCCCGCAGAGCCGGGCGGCCUCCAUCCUGUGCUCCUGGAGGCCGGCGGGGCUCUGCCAGGGGCAGGCGCCCGGCUGGGGCCGCCCACCAGCACGCACCAAGGCGCGCGGCAACGAGUACCAGCCCAAGAACUUGAAGCGGAAGCGGACCCACGGCUGGAUGAAGCGCAUCCAUGAGGCCAGUGGCAUCAGGGUGAUCCUGCGGCGCAUGCUGAAGGGCAGGAAGUCACUGAGCCACUGAGGGACGGGCCAGCCCCAACCUCCACAGCGAUCCGGGAAACGCGACAGGGACCCAAGGAUGCUCGGCUCUGCGGCCAAUCGGGGCACUGCUUCUUCUCCCACUCCCCCAUGACUGACUUUGUCGAGCGGCUCAGUCUUAUUCUCGAGGGUGAAGUCGCUCCGUCUUGCAAGCAGAGGGAGAAAUUGUGAAACCAGAUUUGUCAUUAAAAUGAAUCAGUCUUCUGC